UGUCACGUGCGGUGUAUCACGUGCACGAGAAUGCGGAUCACGGAUCCGCAAAUAGAAUAGAGGUUACGGGAAGAAAUGUGGGACGGAACCGAAAGAAAAGGGUCAUCUUCCUUUUUUUUUCCUCGUCGGAGCGAACAAUAAUAGACUCGGUCAUGGGCAAGUCUCUCCAAGUCUCUCGCGAUCUCUCACAGCCACGAGACAUGCGUUGGUACAGCAGGAAAAGCGAAAUGUGGUGAAAUGUAAGAAUUCCGGGAAACUUAAGAAAACGAAAACGGAGAGGUGCGGCGGCGCGCCUUGUUAUGGACGCCACCGCGUUAUGCGGCAUAACGCGGUGGGGAUAAAAUCCCGAAAUAUCGUUUCGAGAACGAAAAACUUGAGAUGAGACACUGCGUCGAUCGUCACCGGCGAGGUUCGCGUCCGAGCGCGCGGAAACGAAUUCUCUUUAUCUCCGUUGAGAAACACGAUAUGACGGAAAGUGACGUUAAGUACGUAGUGAUACCUCUUCACCAUCGGCCUGACUUGAUUAAAGACUGUUGUAAGUUGCUUAAUUCUGAAUGGCCUCGAAGUGAAACUGCACGAAUGAAAUCUCUAAGUGUGUCUUGUGACGAUUUUCCCACAUGUUUAGUUUUAAUUAAUGGCGAAAACAAGGUUCUCGGGCACUGCAAAAUAUCUCUGGUGGCUAGAUCGAAAAUUAGCUGUUUCAUAGAGUCUGUUGUAAUCGAUUAUCGAUGUAGAUCUAAAGGAUUAGGGUCUAGACUGUUGCGUGGCGUGGAGGAGUAUGUCGCAAAAAGAGGCCUGAAGAACAUCUACCUAAAGACAGAUGGUCAGGAAAUGUUUUACUAUAAAAACGGAUACAAGGUGUGCGAUCCAUUUAAAGCGUAUGGCAUUAAUGAUAUCAUAACUGCCAGUCCACCUCUCGGUAGGACCAGAUUCAAGGAGCGAAAUGGCGAUCAGUCCGCCGAACAAUUGCCACCGCCGCCUCCGCCACCCCCGAUGCCAGCCUUUCAAUUGUCAAAGUUUUUCGACAUGCGAAUGCUGUCUCAAAAAACACACAUGGUCAAGAAAUUAUGAUACUGGUAUUAUAUUAAAUUUUAGAGUAUGCUCUACUCGCACUGAAAACGAGAGCUUUCACAAAAUUAGAUACUUACAGAAAAACGAACUCAAUUUUUUUUAUUUAAAUAGAAUAAAAUGAGAGAAUAGACAAUUUAGCACAUUGCAACUUAACGAAGAACUUGAACUCUUCUAUUUAGGAAAUUAUUAGUCAUGUAAAUAUAUCAUGUAAAUAAUUUUUUCAAACAUGAAAUCAUUCGUUUGAAAUCAUUCGCGAAUAAACAUGCAUUUGUCUUUUCAGCUCGAAGUAUUAGAUACUUCAAAUUUUAAGCCUAUAUUCUUGAAUCUAUGUACGAAAAUCUAUAAUAUACAUAACGUAUACUAUAAUAUUAUCGUAUGCGAUAUUUUUCGAGAAUAAAGCUUCUGUUCUUAUUAUAAGCUGCAAAGUAGAGUGCCGUAGACUUAUUUUUCUAACUUUACAUUUGUAAUUCUAAUUUAUAUAUGAAGGUUCGACAAGCAGAUUCAUUGUUUUUUAGCGCCAUUUCUCUCGUCUAGAUUACAUCUUUAUUGUAAAUAUUCCUUCUUCAUUCGUUGUAUUCUAGCGGCAGAACAUGAUCUUUUUCCAUCCAACACGUACAAUUCGAGCCAGUUGCAUAACUUAUCAAACGUAAUAACAAUUUAUAUAAAUAUAUAUAUUUAUUUUUCCACUAGAAAAAAAUA
Acromyrmex echinatior (Panamanian leafcutter ant) is the source of this 1770-nucleotide messenger RNA. It is a transcript of the gene Naa80, whose product is annotated as N-alpha-acetyltransferase 80. Gene Ontology annotation, cellular component: cytoplasm. NCBI's taxonomy places the organism in Eukaryota, Metazoa, Arthropoda, Insecta, Hymenoptera, Formicidae. Gene Ontology annotation, biological process: protein acetylation. Gene Ontology annotation, molecular function: acetyl-CoA binding; N-acetyltransferase activity. The record is from RefSeq and is a predicted model, not a curated record.